Molecule: messenger RNA, 4453 nt
Organism: Eublepharis macularius
Lineage: Eukaryota; Metazoa; Chordata; Lepidosauria; Squamata; Eublepharidae
Gene: TRIM39
Product: tripartite motif containing 39
Exons: 8
Coding region: 348-1778 (476 amino acids)
Molecular function (GO): zinc ion binding; protein binding
Source: RefSeq, a predicted model, not a curated record
GAUGGGCCUACCGUAAUUACCCUCCUUGUGUUCCUGCUGCCUGAAGGAGUAAGAAGCUUUGUGGGGCCCACCGUAAUUACUUCUCUAAGCUCCUCCACACACUUUCUCCACAAUGCUUCAGCAAGCACUUAACUCCUGAGAGAAAGUAACCAUCUCAUAAGAUUACUUGGAGUUUGAAAGACCCCAAACUGCCACCUCUAAACUUAUCCACCUCUUCUGCUGUGGCUUUGGAUCAUCAUCACAUCAGCCCUCCCUCAUGAGAACUCUUCUCUGUCAGAAAACACAGCCAAAGAAAAUGUUCAUGCCAACCAAGAAGCUCUAGAUGACUUAAACAAGAAGCAGGAGCCAUGGCCACUACAAACCCUUUGGAGAACCUCCAGGUGGAGGCCAGCUGUUCCGUCUGCCUGGAGUACCUGAAGGACCCCGUGAUCAUCGACUGCGGCCACAACUUUUGCCGGGUUUGCAUCACCCGCUGGUGGGAGGAGCUGAACCGUGACUUCCCUUGCCCCGUCUGCCGCAAGACUUUUCGGCACCGCACCCUGAAGCCCAACCGGCAGCUGGGCAACAUGGUAGAGAUAGCUAAGCAGUUACAGGUCACCAACAAGCGCAAGGUGCGGGAUGAGAACUUGUGCGAGAAGCACAAUGAGGUGCUCCGUCUUUUCUGCAAGGACGAUCAGGAAGCUGUUUGUUUGGUGUGUGAGAUUUCCCACGAGCACCGGUCCCACAUGGUCGUGUCCUUGGAUGAUGCGUCCCUGGAGUACAAGGAAAAGCUCCAGAAAUGCCUGGCACCUCUGGAACGGAAGCUGCAGGACAUCGCGUACUGCAAAUCCCGGGAGGAGAAAAAGCCCGGGGAGCUCAAGCGGAAAGUUGAGAGCCGCCGCCAGCUCAUCAUCAGCGAGUUUGAGGAGAUGCAUCAGUUCCUGGAGGAGGAGCAGCAGAUACUUCUGCUGCGGCUGGAGGAUGAGGAGAAGGAGAUCCUGCAGAAGUUGAAGGAUAAUGUGACCCAGCUGUCUGAGCAGCGGCUCUCCCUCAACAGCCUCAUCACAGAGAUUGAGGAGAAAUGCUUGCAGUCUGGCAUAGAGAUGCUCAAGGAUGUCAAGAACACUCUGGAAAGAUGUGAGGAGGUCCAAGCCCAGGAGCCAACUCUGAUUUCCAUUGAGCUGGAAAAGAAUUUCUGCAACUUCCCCAGGCAGUACUUCAUCCUGCGCAAAAUCAUCAGAAGACUGACGGGAGAUUUGACCCUUGACCCUGAAACAGCCCAUCCCAACCUCCUACUCUCUGAGGACCGCAAGAGCGUCAAGUUUGUGGAGCAGCGUUUGCGAGAUCUGCCGGACAGUCCAAGGCGUUUCAGUGUGUACCCUUGCGUCUUGGCUACGGAUGGCUUCACCUCAGGCCGGCACUACUGGGAGGUAGAAGUGGGUGAAAAGACCCACUGGGCUUUGGGGGUUUGCAACGACUCUGUAAGCCGCAAAGGGGAGACAACUCCUCUGCCGGAGACUGGCUACUGGCGAGUGAGGCUGUUUAAUGGGGACAAAUAUGCAGCCACCACCACCCCGUUCACUCCACUCAACAUCACCAUAAAACCCAAGCGAGUAGGCGUCUUCCUGGACUAUGAGGCUGGAAAGCUGUCGUUCUACAAUGUGACAGACCGCUCCCAUAUCUAUACGUUUACUGACACUUUCACUGAGAAACUUUGGCCUCUGUUCUAUCCAGGGAUCCGUGCUGGCCGCAAGAAUGCAGCCCCUCUCAUCAUUCGGCCUCCCACGGACUGGGAGUGACAACAAAAACAAGCUACACCCUUGGAGGAUUAGCCCUGGCUUCGCCACUUCAAAAGGAUAGGAGAGGGAAACGGCAGCUUGGGGUCCCGACAGCGCCACCUCAGCAGGCAAAUACAAAAAUAGCACCAGAGGGAAAUAGGGAGGGGUGUGUUCUCCAAAAAAAAAAUUGCAUUUUAGACAUCAUAUACCAUUAAAAGAAUGAUGGUAAGUAUAGGAAGAGACUGUCGUUGGACAAAAAAUAGGCAUCUGAAAUAGUAAUGCCUUGGAGAGCCAGUUAAGUGUUUGUUUCCUUCUCCAUCCCCGAAUCGCUACAGAGGAGACAACAGUGCUCCAACAUAAUCUUAUAUUAGGCAAAAGGUCACACUGCACUAGCUGUGGGCAGAACUGGUGAGAAAUUGUGUGGGUCAAAAGGUCUGGUACUCUGUGCACUCUGGUAAAAACGGAAGGAGCACCCUGCAGCAUGGGGAAUGUGAAAUGAUCCCUUCGUGGAAGGAUUAGGUAAAUCAAGGAGUCUUGUGCACAUACAAAGCAGAAAACAGCCUUCCAUUUUCCAGGUUUUAUUUUUGUUGACAGCUUAAAGUGUACAUAAACCUCCCAUCCUGUCCUCUUGGUAGGGUGCUGUGGUGUGUGGGUGGGAGCAAUCAAAAUGGCUCAGGAAUAGGCCGGUGCCUUCUCUUUUGGUACAGCCAUGCUCACUUCGGGAGGUCAUCUUUGCAGGACCACUCAGUUCCAUCCGCUGCUUGUGGUUGCCGUUGCCCUUCUGGUUUGGACUGCCGAGAUGGGAAAAGCUGAAUUAGUGCUCCAGUCUCUUCUUUCCCCACCUCACCCGGGAAGGGAGAGCUCCCCGGUCGUAGUCCUGGACAAACGGGUCUUGAGACCCUCCACAUGACCAUGAUUGUAUCUGAAAGGCCAACACUCUCAACCUCCCAGCUGGUAGCGGUGGAUGCUUUAGUUUUGCCCACGGCAGUUUCCUGCUCAUGGAGACUGGGCCAUCUGACCUCAGGCGACCAUCACAGACUGCCUCAGUGAUGAGUUUGGCAGUGCCCAGCACUGUCGCUUCCGCUUGUGGGCAGUGAGGCAAAGUACCACUACCUGGCAUUUACCACAAUCAGGGAGCCCCCAAGGGCCCGAGUGGGGCAUGAAUGUCUUCCAGUAGUUCACUUGAAUGAAGAGAGAGGCUCCUCUCCAGACCCCUUUCUUUGGAAGUUCACUUCUGUGGCAUGUUUUACAUUGAAAAGUGUGUGUGUGAUGUACAUGCAUGCAUGAUGCUUUUCAUGUAAUCCCCCUCCCCACAGUGUGCACACUCACCCGUUUUGGUGAUGGGGGGCGCAGCAAAGUAGGCUAAAAAACUGCCAAUUCAUAGUGAAGGUAGAUGCGAUUAGGUGCAUGUUGGUAUGUCCACAUGCUGCCUCUGUCACCCCUGCUUUACUGGAAUUGUCUUAGGAAGAAGCCUGUUUGUGCUUUAAAACUGUUGGAACCUGAAGAUCAGGGAAAUAAGCAGCUGCAAAGUGGUAGAGGCAAAAGAGGUAAGUGAGUGCUGUGUUCAUUUUCAUGGACCCUCAGUUUCCUCCUCCUCUCUUUGAGCCCUUAAAAUUUGAAACAUCUUUACAGGUGCUAUCUGAACAGGUUAAUUGGCCAAUUACGAAUAAAGUUAUUUUUCAUUUGAAGAAAGUUGAAAUGGAAGUAAAACAAGAUGUUAGCAAAGAUGUUCAAGAAUUGACUGCAAAAGAACCCCUGGGAUUUCCCAUCUUCUUACAAGAAAGUUACGCUAAUCUUUCAAGAGAGUGAGAGAUCCUGGCUAUGGGGAGUCGAGUUGGAGAAUGGAUCAGACUUCUGCAUGUGUUCAGGUCAAUUUUUAAAUGUUCAGAGUUCUUUCUCUUUCAAAGCUGAGCUUGUCUUUAUGGGUGUUAAUCCACAGAUAGUGGCAAAACGGGAUUCUCUCUGCUGUUGGGUUGUAGCCAUUUUAGGGGCAUAGUAUGCUGUACUGCUGUUAAGCCAUAGAGCGGGUCCUGUUUCUUGAUGGUCCUGGGUGGGGGUUGGGUUGGCUUUGGAGGAUUCUUGACUUUCAGUGGUUUGGCAGCACAUUAAGAGUGAGUACCUGUGAUUUGAAGGGAGGAGGAAUAUCAAAAUCCGUGGGGUGAAUGUUAACGCAGAACCGUCUUCCCUCCCUCAGCCCUGGGAGUCCUGCAUAGAGGCGUGCUCUGUACAUUGGAGAUUCGACUCUUUGCUGAUGGCAAGUAGAACAUGGAGGGAUUCCCCCCAGGCUUCUUCACUAGAUGAAGAGGAGUUAGUUCAAAAAUCAUUAUGAGUCGUAUGUGCAUGUGUGAUUAGAAUGCAAAAAAAAAAUAGUGAAUGAGAGAGUGUAAAUUGCAGAGCUACCUCUGAGCAUGGCAAGAAACAGAACCCGAAAGGAUCCCUUCAGUUCCUACAGGGAACAGAAUUUCUAGUUCAGCUGCAGUUUAGCUUAACAGGCUCCUUCCUUCCACUGAUCUCUCGCCUGAAUUCCUGUGAGCUGAGGGAAGCCAGGGAAGGAGACAAAUGAAAUAAAAGUGUGGCUACUUGGAAACUUUGAGCAUGAGCGGCUGGCGUAUUGGCAGUUCUUUGGCACCCACGGCUUAGUGUAAGAAAUUUAUGUUGUGGCUUGUAAAGUUAUUAAUAAAACUCUGUUUUAUUGG